AUGCCGAUAAACCAUAGUCAGGAUGUAACGGUAACUGCUUCUUCAUUAACAUCAUCAAUUGACAUUACUGCUGCAGCAUCUGAACCUACACCAUCAGCAAUAAACACAAAUUCUGUCACAACGACGUCGAGUAAAAAACAAAAUCGAAUGGAUACAUUAUCAGAUUUAACUGUUCAAUUAAAUGAAGUUACUGAAGAUCGUGAUAAAUGGAGAGAUAAAUAUUUAGCAUUGGAAAAACGAUAUUCGGAAUUGAGUGAUGUAUCGAUGCUGAUUCCAACCAAUGAUAGCGUUUGCGAAUGGAUAAGUACGAUGUAUGAUGCCAUUCAGCGACCAGUAAAUUAUGAUGUUAAUUAUGAUGACGAAGCGAAGAAGCUAGGCAUUCCAUCAAAUUUAUUAAAAUAUUAUGUAAACCUAUCUAAACCACCAACAGUAACGGCUCGAAAACUAUUCCAGCAAAUAUGUCUUGAUGAACUAACCAAAGGUCUUCCAUGGUCGAAAAUUCCGGACAACAAAAUAGAAGCUCUACAUGCUUUCGGUGAGAAAUUAUUUGGACAUCUUAAAUGGGAUAGAAAAACUAUCAAAACUAGUUUACAAAAUUUAAUUCGUGGUGAACGUGCAAAUUUAAAACGUGAUCAGAAAAACGGUUGCCCAAAUGAACAAACUCUUGAUCAUAAUGGUUUGAUUGUAGCUGAAUCUGUUCCUGAACAUACUGAAAGUCAGCAUAAUUCUGUAGAUGAUGUUGAUAAUUUAAAUCAAUCGGAAUUUGAAGAUCGUGAUCAUAUGAACGAAGAGGAUUUGUACAAGACUAAUGAUACAGAUCAAUGUUCUCUUUUAUUCAAUCAUGAUAAUACAUUUUAUGAUACUUUAAUCAACGAAACAUGUUAUGAUUUAGAAAAAAAUACAUUAGAUUCAGAUGAAGAAACUGAUAUAGUGACAGACACUUUAGGUUCAACAGGUGAUGAAGAAAGUUUCGAUGAAAAUGAAACCGAUGUGGUGAUUGAAGAAGAUGGAAAUGAUAAUGAACAAAAAAAUGAAAUGUUCAAUGACCAAUUCCAGCGAGAUUAUGAUGAGACAGAUAUAUCUGUUUGUUUAUUAACUUUAAAAACAAAGCAUAAUUUAACAUUUGAAUGUUUAAAUGAUAUUCGAAAAUUGCUAAUUGUAUUAAAAGUACAAAAUGUACCGUCAUCCAUCUAUCAUAUUCGUAAAUUAAUUAAUACAAAAAGUAGAUCAACACCAUGUACAUUAUCUUCGACAGGAACGUCAUCAAUGAUCAUCUGUCAAAAAUGUGAACGUGUUUCAUUUUCAAAAACAAGCUGUUCACAUAUUGAUUGUGAGAAUCACGAGAAAUAUACAACUAAUCCUUAUAAUUAUAUUUAUUUUGAUAUUCGUGAUCAAUUACAACAAAUAUUUCGUCGGGAACAGCAUAUCAAUUGUUUUACACCAGAAAACAAACCUUUUAUCAAUACUUCUAUGCAUGAUAUAUACGAUGGUAAAAUUUAUCGUUCAUUGUUUAGUCAAAUCGAAACAAAUAAAACUAAUUAUAUAAUGACUUUAAUGAUGAACGUUGACGGUGUUGCCGUCGGGAAUAAUACUGAACAAUCACUAUGGAUAAUUACCUGCGUAAUAAACGAAAUAACAAGAAAACAAAGAUUUAAAAUUCAGAACGUUGUUGUUGGUGGUAUUUGUUCUUGCUAUAAAAAACCCAGUCGCGCAAUCAUGCAGAUUUUACUGGAACCAAUUGUUAAUCAAUUAUUAUUACUUGAACAACAACAUUUAUUUCAAAUCAAAGGAACCAAGAAUGAAUAUAAAUUGAUCCGUAUGUAUUUAAUUGGAGCGUGCAACGAUAAACCUGCCAAUAGUUUAGUUCAAAAUGCACCGGAACCUAUUGCUAAAUAUGGCUGCUCUCGGUGUGAAUUACGGGGCGAAACGGUGUUGUCAAAUUCAAAUGACCAGAUAGCACAGAAUAAAUCAUCGUCAACCGAAAAAAAAUCAAGAAAAGAUACACAUAAAAUUCGUGUUUUUCCGACGAAUGAAGACAAUCAAACUCAGUUACGUUCAACAGCACGAUGUCAAUUAAUCCUCAAUAAAUUUUCAAAACUAACACAUAAUAAACAAUGUUUGAAUGAUGAAAAAGAAUCAAAUUUACGAUUGGGCUAUUCUGGGAAAUGCAGUUUGACAGAUUUGACGUACUUUGAUCAUGGUUAUUCAUUCUUAAUGGACACGCUCCAUACCAUAUAUCAUGGAGCUUUUGUGAGUACUCUUUCUCAAUCCAUAUCUGCAUUAUAG
Rotaria sp. Silwood2 is the source of this 2286-nucleotide messenger RNA. Lineage: Eukaryota; Metazoa; Rotifera; Eurotatoria; Philodinida; Philodinidae. The record is from the annotation of a GenBank genome assembly.